Penicillium paradoxum is the source of this 1794-nucleotide messenger RNA. Its product is annotated as proline--tRNA ligase. Lineage: Eukaryota; Fungi; Ascomycota; Eurotiomycetes; Eurotiales; Aspergillaceae. The record is from RefSeq and is a predicted model, not a curated record. Bases 1 to 1794 code for a protein of 597 amino acids. Gene Ontology annotation, biological process: prolyl-tRNA aminoacylation. Gene Ontology annotation, molecular function: proline-tRNA ligase activity; ATP binding. Gene Ontology annotation, cellular component: aminoacyl-tRNA synthetase multienzyme complex; cytoplasm. The transcript is spliced from 5 exons.
AUGGCUAGCCAGACCCCCAGCGACGUCCCCGCCCCCGAGGGCGCUGCCCCCCAGGCCCUGCCUGACCGCACUCAAACCCCCGCUGAUAACCAGGCGGGUGAGUCAAAGAACGCCGCCAAAAAGGCCGCGAAGCUCGCCAAGCUGAAGGCCGACAAGGCCGAUAAGAAGGCCUCGAAUAAGGGAGAGAAGGGCAUUGGCAAACCAGAAGCCAAGAAGGCUUCCAAGAAGAAGGUUGAGGGUGCCGCUUUGAUCGGUAUCGAUGUCACGAAAGAGGAGGACUUCCCCGGCUGGUACCAGCAGGUUCUCACCAAGGGUGACUUGCUCGACUACUAUGAUGUCUCCGGCUGCUUCAUUCUGAAGCCCGCUUUGUACUUCAUCUGGGAGGAGAUCCAGGACUAUUUCAACAAGGCCAUCAAGGGAAUGGGUGUCAAGAACUGCUCUUUCCCUCUAUUCGUCUCUGAGGAUGUCCUGCAGCGGGAGAAGGACCACAUUGAGGGCUUCGCCGCUGAAGUCGCCUGGGUCACUCACGCUGGCUCGACCCCUCUUGAGAAGAAGAUUGCUAUUCGCCCUACUUCGGAGACUGUCAUGUACCCCUACUACGCCAAGUGGAUCCGCAGCCACCGUGAUCUUCCCCUUCGUCUCAACCAGUGGAACUCCGUCGUGAGAUGGGAGUUCAAGCACCCCCAGCCCCUCCUCAGAUCCCGCGAGUUCCUUUGGCAAGAGGGUCACACCGCGCAUAUGACUGAAGGAGCUGCCCGCGAGGAAGUUCUGAGCAUCCUUGACUACUAUGCUAAGAUUUACCAGGAGCUUCUCGCCGUGCCCGUUGUCAAGGGCCAGAAGACUGAGAAGGAGAAGUUCGCCGGUGGUAACUACACCACCACCGUUGAGGGUUACAUCCCCGCCACUGGCCGUGGUAUCCAGGGUGGCACUUCACACGGUCUGGGUCAAAACUUCAGUAAGAUGUUCGGCAUCACCGUUGAGGAUCCCACCUCCACCGUCGAUGAGAAGAAGCCCCCUCUUCACGUUUGGCAAAACUCCUGGGGUCUGUCGACCCGCACCCUGGGUGUCAUGGUCAUGAUCCACAGUGACAACAAGGGUCUCGUCCUUCCCCCUCGUGUCGCAGAGACCCAGGUCAUUGUUGUUCCUGUCGGCAUCACUGCCAAGACCACCGAGGAGGAUCGUGAGAAGCUCAAUGCCGAGGUCGAUGAGCUCGUUGCCGUCCUCGUUGCUGCCGGCGUCCGUGCCGACAGCGACAAGAGCAGCUACUCCCCCGGCUGGAAGUUCAACCAGUACGAGCUCCGCGGUGUGCCUCUGCGCAUUGAGUUCGGCCCCGGUGAGUCUGCCGGCCAAUUCGUCACCACCGCCCGCCGUGACAUCCCCGGCAAGGACGGCAAGGGUAGCAUCCCUAUCGCCGAUUUGGCUACUAGUGUCCCUGCUCUUCUUGAGACCAUUCAGACCGAUUUGUACAACCGUGCCGACGAGCAGUUCAAGGCCCACCGCAUCAAGAUCACCAACUGGGAUGACUUUGUCCCCGCCCUGAACAACAAGAACAUCUGCGUCAUUCCCCACUGCUUGACCGAGGAGUGCGAGGACCAGAUCAAGGAUAUGAGUGCCCGCAAGGCUGAGGAGGACUCUGGUGAGGCUGAGGAUGCCAAGGCUCCCAGCAUGGGUGCUAAGUCUCUCUGCAUUCCUUUCGACCAGCCUGAGGGCAUUGAGAAGGGUGUCACUCCUUGCUGCAACCCCAAGUGCCAGCGUCCCGCUGAGAAGUGGUGCAUGUUCGGCCGCUCUUACUAA